This is a messenger RNA of Photinus pyralis (common eastern firefly), 3053 nucleotides long. RefSeq names its product ATP-dependent DNA helicase Q5. Lineage: Eukaryota; Metazoa; Arthropoda; Insecta; Coleoptera; Lampyridae. The record is from RefSeq and is a predicted model, not a curated record. Gene Ontology annotation, cellular component: chromosome; cytoplasm. The transcript has 11 exons. Gene Ontology annotation, biological process: double-strand break repair via homologous recombination. The coding region runs from base 87 to 2804 and encodes 905 amino acids. Gene Ontology annotation, molecular function: four-way junction helicase activity; 3'-5' DNA helicase activity; nucleic acid binding.
ACAUAACCUCAAAUGUAUCUGUUUUUGUGUUUGCUAAAGAUGCAAAAAUGCUAACCAUUCAAUAAGCAUUUCCAAAAAACACCACAAUGACCACCAACAAACUGGAAGAGCUCUUAAAAAAGCACUUCAAAUUUGAUACAUUUAAAUCUCAACUGCAAGAAGAAGCGAUUAUUCAAAUUUCAAAAAGGGAUGACGACGUACUAGUCUCCAUGCCGACAGGCUCCGGCAAGUCAUUAUGCUACCAGCUACCUGCGCUCUUACACUCAGAUAAAGUCACAUUGGUCUUCUCGCCGUUACUCGCGCUUAUAAAGGAUCAAAUAGAUCACUUAACCGCGCUUAAAAUAAAGGCGGCCUCUUUAAAUUCGAAGACGCUCGCCGCCGAACGGGCAGCUAUACUCACAGAUUUGAAAACGAACUCGCCGACCACGCGCCUACUCUACGUGACGCCGGAGCAGGCGGCCACCCAGACAUUUAAGGAUCUAUUCAGCAACAUCGUGAAACGCGACAGGGUCGCCUAUAUCGUCGUCGACGAGGCGCACUGCGUGAGCGAGUGGGGCCACGACUUUCGGCCCGAUUAUCUGAAGCUGGGCGUUCUACGUGACGGUAAUAAAGUUCCUGUGAUCGCGCUGACCGCAACGGCCGGAGCUGAGGUGAUCAAAGACAUUGUGGGCAGUCUGCGGUUGUCGAGCACGUAUAAAACCUUUCGGACGUCCUGUUUUCGUCGUAAUUUGUUUUACGACGUUUACUAUCAGAAUCUGCUCGAUAGCCCGUACGAGCAUUUAAAGGCUUUUAUCAAGAACUGUUUAAACUCGCAGGACGAUCUUCUUAGUAAAGAGAACAAACCGUGCGGAAUUAUCUACUGCAGGACGCGGGAGCAGACGGAGGUGGUCGCGUUUAAACUCUGCGAGAUGGGUAUCAAAUCCUUAUGCUAUCACGCCGGCUUAAAGCACAAGGAACGACUGGAGUACCAGGAGAGCUGGCAGAAAGGCGAUUAUCCCGUGAUUUGCGCGACGAUCAGCUUCGGAAUGGGCGUGGACAAGGCGUCCGUCCGCUUCGUCGUCCACUGGGGCGUGCCCAAAGAUCCCGCCUCGUUCUAUCAGGAGUCGGGGCGGGCGGGACGCGACGGACGCGCGUCGAAGUGCCGCAUCUAUUACAAUCGCACGGACCGGCGCGCCAUCGAGUUCCAUCUCGCGCACGAUCUCGCCAAGGCGAAGCACAAGGAGUCGCGAAAGGUGAAGGCGCAAAACGCGAUUAAGGCGUUCACGAAGAUGGUGGAGUACUGCGAGACCGCCAAGGAGUGCCGACAUCGACUGUUUUCGAAUCACUUCGGCGAGCCUCCGCCCGACUGUCGCAAUCGGUGCGACAUCUGUCGCAAUCGAAAGGAAGUGGAGGAGCGGGCGCAUAAUUUUCUGAUGAAGUGCAUUCAGUUUAGCGAGACCUCGACCACUGUCGACGUCGACUUUUCGGAUCUGUACGAGGGUGGACGCAAAGGGAUUGCAGACAAUUAUAAAGCGUAUUGUGAUGACGACGGUAGUAACAGUAGUUGUAAUAGUUUCGAAAUGGAACAGAAGGCGAAAAAACAAAGUACGGAUCUUAUUAAGAAGCAGUUUGCGCUCCGCAAAAAUUCACAGGAUGUGUCUAAUGACACGAUAAAUCAAUUGUUCUCGAAGAGGGCGCGCGUCAUUGCCGCGUCGGCCACCUCGAACAAGGUGAACGGACUGACGCUUCCGACGCGCGAACAGUACUUAUCGAAGCUUGUCGAGGUGAUCGCCGAGAACUAUGCGGAGUGCUGUAAGAAUCCGGAAUUCGACGAAAAGGAUCUGACGGAAUGCGCAGCGGACCUCGAGUACUCGUGCUUUACCGCCACGACGACGGUGACGGUUUACCGAAGUCACUGUGCGAAAAUUAUUUCAGCCGUGAAAAAUAAGACACAAGAAAAGGAGCUCUACUCGUCCUUGGCGUCGUACGUUCCGAAGCCGCCCAAAAAUGAAACUCUCAGCGAUUUAUUCCGGAACAUAAAGAAGCAGCAGAUGGCCAGCUCGAGUUCGUCGACCACCAGCUCCGAUACCGACGAGUCCAGCGGCGCAAAGUUCGAGGGCUUCAAGAGCGCCAAGCAGUUGCUCGCCGGCCCGCCCAAGAAUCUACCGAAGGGUCAAACCACGGUAACCUCGUUCUUUAAGAGGGCGUCCGAGGAGGAGGACGCCGGCGGCGAAACGCCACCGUACGACCGACCGAACAAUCUGAAAUCGCUAUUCGGCGACGAGUCGGAACCGGAACGAACUCCCAAGGCGACGGAGGAGCCCAUGGCGAUGACCCCCAACGAGCCCGAGGAGGUUCCGGACAGCGAUUUCACCUCGUUUAAAAUCAAAUCGAGCGCGCCCGAAAGCGUCACGUUCGAGAGAGGCGAGCUCAACAACGAGUACAAAAACCCAGACUUACCGGUGGCUAGCGUCGCAAGGGAGGAGGCGAAACGGAAAGUGGAGGAGGACGAUUCGGUUCAGGCGGAGAAGAAGCACAAGAUGUCCGACUCGGAAAUAGACGCCAUUAUAAUGAACAAGCGGCGCGACAAAAAAUCCAACGAGAAGCCGGCGCCCAAAAUGAAGAAGACAGAGGUCGGGUUGCUAGUCGUCAAGCUGCUAACGCCCGCCUACGCCGAGCGACGGUUCGAUUCGCGCGACACCUUCAAGACGACCGCAAGGAACAUAUCGCACGCUCUUCUUCACAAAGACGAGGCGGAAAUAAAACAGUUCGUCAAGAAAUUUUUACGAAAUAAUCAGAAGAUCACCGCCGGCACGACCGUAUGAUUGUAACGCGUAACGCAGCAUCUUAUUUAUAUCGUACCUGUAGAUAUAUAUUUUGAACUACCGUUUGCAGAUUUCUCAAAUGGCCCUCGACGGGUCUUUCUAACCGUGUAAAUGCCCUUCAAUCUCAAUAAUUUUACUUGAAACACGCAAGGAGAAUGAUUUAAGUGUACGAUUUAAUUUUAUUGUAUGUACCUAUUCAUUUUUUUUAUGUUUAGGCUAAUAUUAAAGGUGUACAAAUUUUGAACCUCA